Molecule: messenger RNA, 1460 nt
Organism: Asparagus officinalis (garden asparagus)
Lineage: Eukaryota; Viridiplantae; Streptophyta; Magnoliopsida; Asparagales; Asparagaceae
Exons: 2
Coding region: 98-463 (121 amino acids)
Source: RefSeq, a predicted model, not a curated record
UCGCCACGCUGCCCCUCUUUUAUCAAUUGCUCCCCUCUGCCCUUUUUCACUUCGGAUCAAUAAAUCAGCAAGAAGAGGGGGAAUAAAAUAAAAAAAAAUGGAAAAAAAGCAAAGCAAGAGGAAGACGAGUCCAUCUCUCGCAAAUCUCUGCAUCGAAUCUGCGAGCUCCAGCAGAGAGAUCGUCGAGACAUGGCGACGUCAGAAGCGAACCCUGGAGCGCCUCCCCUCCCACCUCGCCGACGCCCUCUUCCGCCGCCUCCGCCACCGCCGCCUCCUCUACCCUUCCCUCCUCGAGGUUUUCCAGCAUUGCGUUGAAGAGGUUGAUCUGAGUGGGGAGAGCAGUGUGGAUGCUGAGUGGAUGGCUUAUUUGGGGGGAUUUCGGAAUCUUCGAAUUUUGAAGCUUUCGGAUUGCAGGAGUUUGAAUAAUCAUGCUCUUUGGCCUGUUACAGGUAUCAAUUUCUAAAUUAAAUUGUGGUAUUUUUUUAUGUGCUUUUUACCUAUAUACUCUCAAAUCAACCAUAACCGCGAAUUUACCUUCUAAAUCUAAAUAUUUGCCAGUUUAUGGCAAUUCUAAUGGGUUAUGUUAAAAAACUAACGAUCUUUAAGUUUGGGGUAUUUCACUAAGUAUGGUUGAAUUGGGGGUAAAUUUAGAAGACAUCUAGAUUUGAGGGGUAAUGCAGAUAUGGUUGAUUUGGGGGUAUAUAGGUGAAAAAAAUCUUUUAUCCUAUUGGACUAUUUUUUUUCCUCUUCAAAUUUUCAUUGGGUGUUCUGUAAAAGUUUGUGCUUUAAAUAGGAAAGGUUUCGCUUGUGCUAACAAGCAACCAGGCUUGCCUAUUGUGGGGGUUUACAUUUUAAUUGCUUUGUGCUGGGUUUGUUCUCCUUCAUUGUGACAGUUUCUAGCUUCGAAUGGAUUUGAAAACCUUUGAUACUAUGUAUUCCGUGCUUACAUUGAAUCCUUAUCAUAAUCUUUUAAUAAAAGAUGUUCAAAAUAGCUGAAAAGUCUGAAUUCUGUAGUCCUUUUUGGAGCACUAAGUGAGAGCAUUAGGUGAGUUUACUGCUAUGUUAAGUCUCUUGGGUACUCCAUGCUAUUUAACUGUUAAUCUAAUUCAUUUAUGCGUAUACAUUUUACUGAAAAUUGCACAAGCUUAGCUUCAUUCUUAGGUUGCUUCUCAGAUACAGAACUGCAAAUAUUGUCCAAUAGUUAAAUUAUAAAUUUUAUGUAGAUGAUAAAAUUUUAAACAUUGAAAGGUAGUUGAGCGAUAUAUUUAAAUUCAUUAUGCGUGAUGGUUUGAGUAUUUGGAAUACACACACAAGGUAAAUGGUUAGUAUUGUUAAAAUUGGAAAAAAUUUAUUCCAAAUUCUUUUGUUUCCAUCCAAUCAUCCCUUUGUAUUUGGAAUUUGGGCAUGUUGAAAGUGGGUCCUUCAUCUCAAACCUAUGCAUGUGAGGAAGGUUGAUGCAA